AUGGCGGUCGGAAUGGUGAAGGUCAGCGGAGGGGACUGGCGGUUGUGUGGGAAAAGGGGGAGAGAACCGGUGGAGAGGGACAGAAUGCGAGGCGCGGAAGAGAGGGGGGAGGCGGCAGUGGGGAGGGUGACGACAGGGGGGAGGGGGGCGGUAGGGGGAAGGGAGGCGGCAGGGGGAAGGGAGGCGGCAGGGGGAAGGGAGGCGGCAGGGGGAAGGGAGGCGGCAGGGGGAAGGGAGGCGGCAGGGGGAAGGGAGGCGGCAGAAAAAAGAGGAUUUGAAGACAGGCAGAGGAGGGGGACGAGUGGAGGCAGCGUAGGGGCAUGGGCAAGGCCAGGGGAGGGGAGAGGAGUGGGAGGAGCGCAUAGGGCGAGUACCAGAAUCAGAGAGGACGCAUGGGUGGCACCUUCGUGGGCGAAGAGAGGCAAGCGGGCAUGGUGGAUGGAGGGGGAGGAUGGCGGGAGUGGAGCGGAUGAGAGGACUGCAGGGGAUGUGGGUACGAUUAGCCCCGUGGCGCUCGCGCUGCAGGAGAGGCGCAAGGUGGUGCGGGCGGCGCUGAUGUCAGCAUUCGAGGAGGUGAAACUGGGGAAGGUGUAUUCCAGGGAGCUGGUCAGGCACCUCCCCGCCUACAUCGACCAACUAGUGCUCCAGGCCGUUGCCCUCAAGUCUGAUCCGCACUACGCGUUUCACUCCUUCCCCCACCGCGCGGCCAUCGCAGUGCACCGCUCUGCACCGCACCUGCUGGCGCGGUGGCUGAAACAAACAGCCAAGCAGACCUUCGCCCGCACUGCCGCCCUCAUCACCCUCGCUGCUGCCAUGGACGCUGAUUCUACUGAUGCUGGUUCUGGUGCCGGUGCUGGCGAUGUUAAUGCUGCCUCGGACGCUCAUUCUCUUGCUGCUAAUGCUGAUUCUCCUGCUGUUCCUGCUGAUGCUCCCGAUGCUGGAGCUGAGACUAUUGCUGCCACUGCCCUCCAAGUUGUUGCUGCGAGGGGAUAUGGACGUGAGCAGAAGGAGCAGGAGCGGCGGAGUGGUGUGGUGUGGGUGCGGGAUUACAUAGAGUGGUUGCACCGAGCAGGCGUGAAGCAUGACGUGGUGGGGCGUAUUGUUGUGCGCAACCCUGCCAUCCUUGCCACACCCAUACCCCACCUUCAGGCCCGGGUAGACUACCUAGUCAAUCAAGUGGGCGUGCGCAGGGAGUGGGUAGGAGUGGUGCUCAGCAAGGCGCCAGGCGUGCUGGUGGAUCCCUUUGAGCAGCUUCGAGAAAAGGGUAGGCUGCUGCAUGCUGUUCUCGAGCCGCUGGCAGCACAGCAGCGAGAGCAGUGGGAGGAGCGGGAGCGGGAGAGGAGGGCGCGAGAGGCAGAAUGGGAGGAGGAGGCGAGGUUGAGAGAGUGGAGGGAGGUGAGGGAGGAAUGCGAGGAGGGAGAGGGGGGGAGUUGGGCAGCAACGGCAACAGCCACGACCACAAUCCCAGCAGCAGGAGCAGCAGCAGCAGCAGUAGCAGCAGCAGCAGCAGCAGCAGCAGCAGCAGCAGUCAGAAGAGCAGCAGAUGCAGACGAAAGAUCAGAAACAGAGCAAAGAGCAGCAGCAGCAGCAGCAGAAGAAGAAGAAUCAGAGUCGCUGGUUCUAUCUCUCCCCCCUCUCGCCUCUCGAGACGUCCCAGCAGCUCUCCGCCUGCCCGACUCCUUCCAGCACCACCCGUUGCCAAAAACUGUGUUUGAGCUGGCGGGCACAGUGGUGUACAACCACCCCCAUGUGAUGAGCCAAGGGGAUUUACCCAUGGAGGCAUUGCAAGCCAAGGUGAGACACAUGGCGCAAUCCUGCCUGCCAGAAUCCUUCCUUCCAGCACCCCACCCCCUUGCCCAAGAGUGUGUUCGAUUUGAGCUGGCCGGCACAGAUGUCUACAACCACCCGCAUGUGAUGAGUGAGGAGGAUCUGCACAUGGAGGCACUGCAAGCCAAGAGCGUGUUUGAACUGGCGGGCACAGUGGUGUACAACCACCCUCAUGUGAUGAGCGAGGAGGACCUACCGAUGGAAGCACUACAAGCCAAGGUGAGAGACAUGGCACAUCGAGAGUGCAUCCAGACACCCGCCUGCCCGACUCCAUCCUUCCACCACCAUUUGUUGCCUAUAUCCGUGCGGGUGCUGGCCGGCACAGUGGUGUACAACCACCCUCAUGUGAUGAGCGAAGAGGAUUUAACCAUGAAGGCCCUAAGGUAG
This is a messenger RNA of Closterium sp. Yama58-4, 2214 nucleotides long. The record is from the annotation of a GenBank genome assembly. NCBI's taxonomy places the organism in Eukaryota, Viridiplantae, Streptophyta, Zygnematophyceae, Desmidiales, Closteriaceae.